ACCCGUGAUUGAUUGGAGGUUACUGUACAAUAGCGGCGCAGUUCUUUGAGCGAACCAUGGUUGUCAUGGAGGAGCUUUUGGAGAGAGAGCUACAGCUUGGAGCGAACGGAUGGCUGAUUACCUUGGAGAAAGGAUGGAGAUGGUUACAGGAGAUUGUGAGGGACAUGUCUUUGCGGCUGCAAGCAGAGCUAGAGGUCGAAGAGGGAGCAAUUCCUCUGGCUGGUUGGCUGAAGGAUAAAAGUGAGGACAUGUUGGAGAUCAUCUGGGAGCUGGAGGAGGGGCCGGAUCCCCGCCUUGACGUCUGCAUCAAUUGGAGGAGGGCAGAUGGCAUCAUGUCUGUCUGCAAAACCCUCUUCAAUGGGGGUUGCGAUCUGUGUGCUCUUCUGGAGGACCGGUUGGAGGGCGAUAUUGAUGGUGAGGAGGCGCACGUGGCAACAGAGAACGAACGCAUAUGGCUACAAAAGAUUGUGAGGGACAUGUCUUUACGGCUGCAAAUGGAGCCAAAGGUCGAAGGCGGAGCGAUUUCUCUGGCUGGUUGGCUGAAGGAGAAAAGUGAGGACAUGCUGGGGAUAAUCUGGGAGCUGGAGGAGGGGCCGGAUCCUCGGGUUGACGUCUGCAUCGAUUGGAGGAGAGCAAAUGGCAUCAUGUCUGUCUGCAAGACCCUCUUCAAUGAGGGUCGCGAUCUGUAUGCUCUUCUGGAAGACCGGUUGGAGGGCGUUAUUGAUCGUGAGGACGCGGACAUGCCAAUAUAAGUAACAACUUUAACAUCAAGACCAUUAACAACAUUAGUAAAUGAGUGCGACAACA
Messenger RNA from Chara braunii, 807 nucleotides. The record is from the annotation of a GenBank genome assembly. NCBI's taxonomy places the organism in Eukaryota, Viridiplantae, Streptophyta, Charophyceae, Charales, Characeae.